Messenger RNA from Notechis scutatus (mainland tiger snake), 1880 nucleotides. The record is from RefSeq and is a predicted model, not a curated record. Lineage: Eukaryota; Metazoa; Chordata; Lepidosauria; Squamata; Elapidae.
GCCGUGGAACGUGAGUCAUGAAAAGACAACUAAAGUUCGCUUUCUUUCCACAAGAGCGCCUGAGCCCGUUGUAGCUGCCGGGAGAAAGCCGCCACGUCACUGCCUACUUCCUGCUUUGGUUGCCCACCCCCUGACCGAAUAUUUUCCCGGACGGUAGCGUCUGCGCUGCAGCUCAGCCGAAAGAGGCCGAGGUGGGAGCAACCAGCGACAGAGCGAGCAAGUUGCUUGGCUGAUUGACUGUUUCCAUCGCUCGUCAACAUUACCUUCGUUUUUGGAAUGUCAAGGGAAGCUCCGGAAUAAAACUCUGUGAAGCUCCGGAAUAAAACUCUACAUUGACCCUCCAUUUGCUUGGAAAACGAUUCCCUCCUUUUCGAUUUUUCCAUUUUUCUGAACCAAAUGAGCAAGGGAUAGCAUGGAAAAUAAUAGGGCAGAAUGAUGACCGAGGUAACUUUGCUUGUUAUUGGGAAAACGACAGCAAGAAUAUUUGCAGCACCCCUUUAAGGACUAUACUGGAGAUAUUUGUGCCUGUUUGCUGGGCAGUUUGCUUUGAUUACAUAAGAGAAAAGCUCAGGGAUAUAAGGAUUUAGUCAGUUUUAUUUCCAAGGAAAUGUGUGGAAAGUUGGUAGGCUAAGCCACUGUCUCCUGUGGACGACCAGCACUAAACUAUUCCCAAUAACAGGAUAACAAGGAAUGUUUUCUUCACCAUGACUGUACUGAUACUUUUUACCAAUGUUAAUGAAUAUUGAAUCUAUAGUAACAGCCUUAUCAAUGAAAUAUGUAUUAUGUGCCAGCAGCCUAUGCUCUUACUACAAGGCUUUAACAGAAUAGUCUAUUUUUUAAUUUGACUUGGGGGAAUAUUACUACUUUGCACACACAAAUUUAAGUAUUUGCUGAUCUAAAAACCAGCAGUCUGGUUGGAGCAAAAGCACCCAUUUAUGGAUAACCAGACAAGAAGAAAGAUUUGGGGCAAUAUCCUAGGCCCAAGUAUUGAGCAGCAGCUGUAGAUCUUGGCAUUAACGAAAGUCUACAUCUAGUAGGAUCGUGAGAUAGUUAGAAUCUGUCAUUAAAGUGUGUGCUUAAGGGAAGUUCUUCAACUAUGGGAUCUGCUUCAUCUCUGGUUAAUCCAAUGGUCAUUGUUGGGGAGGUGAUUGAAGAUCCAUAUGAGGGAGGGGGUGGUGAGGCCUGCGAAAUUCCUGUUGAAGUAAAGCCCAAGGCCCGUCUUCUGCGAAGUUCUUUUCGACGGGUAGGUGCAUCCCGGCCUGGAGGCCUCAUUGGCGCAAGCUUCAAGUCUACUGCUUCUGUACAAGAGCUGGAAUACAUGGCAGAGUGUGAACGCCUGAAAAAAGAAUACGAGAUAUUUCGCAUUAGCAAGAACAAUGAGGUGGCUGCCAUGAUGAAAAAAGAGGCCAAGCUGGACAAGGAAAACAAGCGCUUGAGGGCAGAGCUUCAGGCACUUCAGAAAACAUAUCAGAAAAUCCUCAGAGAAAAGGAAAGUGCUGUAGAGGCCAAAUAUCAAGCUAUGGAAAGAGCAGCUACAUUUGAACAUGAUCGUGACAAAGUCAGGAGGCAGUUCAAAAUUUUCAGAGAAACCAAGGAAAAUGAAAUUCAGGAUCUACUGAGGGCCAAGCGAGAGUUUGAAGCAAAACUUCAGAGGUUGCAAGUUCAGGGUAUCCAAAUAUUUGAUCCUGGAGAAUCAGAUUCAGAUGACAGCUGUACAGAAAUUACUGCUGCUGGAGGUCAGACAGAAUAUUGGAUGGGAGGAGCCUUGGGAAGCGAGCCUUCCAUGGGCAGCAUGAUGCAGCUUCAGCAGUCUUUUAGAGGACCUGAGUUUGCACAUAGUUCCAUAGAUGUGGAAGGACCUUUUGCAAAUGUCAAUAGAG